UCUCUCUCCCUCUCCUCUUUUUCUCUCUCUUAAUAAACUCUCAAAUGAGUCAAAACUCUAUUAAAAGCCCCAUAUGCCCCAUUCCUCCCUCCCUCACAAUAAAACUUCCAAAAUUUUCAACAAACUCCUAUGCCUUCCUCCUCCUCCUUCCUUCUUUAAUUUAUUUGCUUCAUUUCUCAUAUAUAAAUUUAUUCCUUUAACUUUUCUUUCAUUUUAGAAAAGCAAAUCGACCCAUUUCAAGAUUUGCAAAACCCAUAAGGAAAAACCAAAACUUUUUGUUUUCCCAUGGGAAGAUCUCCUUGUUGUGAGAAGGCUCAUACAAACAAAGGGGCAUGGACAAAGGAAGAAGACGACCGUCUUAUUGCUUAUAUCAAAGCUCACGGCGAGGGCUGCUGGCGGUCACUUCCUAAGGCCGCCGGUCUCCUCCGUUGCGGUAAGAGUUGCCGCCUCCGCUGGAUUAAUUAUCUCCGCCCUGAUCUUAAGCGUGGCAAUUUCACUCAACAUGAAGAUGACCUCAUCAUCAAACUCCAUAGCCUCCUUGGAAAUAGAUGGUCUUUGAUAGCGGGAAGAUUACCGGGAAGAACGGAUAAUGAGAUAAAGAAUUACUGGAACACUCAUAUAAAACGAAAGCUCUUAAGUCGAGGAAUCGACCCAACAACUCAUCGACCGAUCACUGACUCAUCUUCGGUAAAAACUCCGGCAACCACCAUAUCCUUUGCCUCCAAUUCUGGGUUGGAGGAUCAGGAAGAUAGAAAGAAACCAGUUAUCAAUAACUUUUCUCCGCCAAAAGAAGAAGAGCUUUUGGAUUUGAAUCUCGACCUUAGAAUUAGCCCGCCACCGUACCCGACGGCGAUGACGAUAAAGAAUGAAGUGAGAAAUAGUCUUUGCUUUUUUUGCAGUUUGGGGUUUGAGAACAGUAAGAAUUGCAGCUGUGGAAAUGGUAAAAUUAGUGCUUCUAGUGAUAGCAAUGGUAAUGGGUAUGAUUUUUUGGGAUUAAAAAGUUGUGUGUUGGAUUGUAGAAGUUUGGAGAUUAAAUGACACUUGAUAAUUUUUUUUUUCUUUUUUUGGUUCUUCUUUGAUUUAUUUAUGAUAAUAUAUAUGUAGUUAAGAAAAUAUAUAUAAAUGAGAAAAGAAAAAGUGUUGUUGAUGAUCCA
Cucumis melo (muskmelon) is the source of this 1154-nucleotide messenger RNA. RefSeq names its product myb-related protein 308-like. The coding region runs from base 286 to 1038 and encodes 250 amino acids. Lineage: Eukaryota; Viridiplantae; Streptophyta; Magnoliopsida; Cucurbitales; Cucurbitaceae. The record is from RefSeq and is a predicted model, not a curated record. The transcript has 2 exons.